GCCCCUCCCCCCAGGGCUACCCCCACUCCCUGCAGCCCUCGCCACACCCACACCACCCCAAUAUGUUUGCUCCGCCCCCGGCUCUGCCCCCGCCUCCACCACUCACGCCCAGCACGCACCCCAACGGGACCCCCUACUCAGAGCAGGACCUCCUGCGGCAGGAGCUGAACACGCGGUUCCUGGCCUCGCAGAACGGCGACCGCGGGGCGUCCCUGGGGCCCCCGCCCUACCUGCGCACCGAGUUCCACCAGCACCAGCACCAGCACACCCACCAGCACCAGCACACCCACCAGCACACCUUCAGCCCCUUCCCCCACGCCGUCAUGCCCACGCCUGCACCGCCCCUGGUGCGUACCCCGGCCAGAAAUUUCGAGAAAUUCCCAACCAAAGUGGAUCCUUUCUACAGGCACAGCCUGUUCCACUCAUACCCCCCCGCGGUCUCGGCCAUCCCUCCCAUGAUGCCCCCGGCCGGGCACUUCGGCUCUCUGCAGGGGGCCUUCCAGCCCAAGACCUCCAACCCUCUGGAUGUGGGGGCCAGACCAGGAGCCGUUCCUCACGCUCUCUUGCAGAAGGACCCCAGGCUGUCAGAUCCGUUCAGGCCUCUAUUGAGGAAGCCGGGGAAGUGGUGUGCGAUGCAUGUGCACAUGGCCUGGCAGAUUUACCAUCAUCAGCAGAAAGUGAAACAGCAGCUGCAGGUGGACCCUCACAAGCUGGAUUUCGGGCUGAAGCCGGACUUUCUGAGCCGACCCCCCGGCCCCAGCAUUUUUGGUGCGAUCCCGCACCCCCACGACUUGGCGCGCCCCGCCACCCUCUUCUCCGCGGCAGGCUCCGCCCACCCGUCGGCCGCACACUUCGGACACCCUCCCCCCCACGCCGGAAACUUCCUCGGCCCCGCCUCCCACCUCGAGCCGUUUGGUAGGGCCCCUGCGUUCGGGGGGCUGGCGACCCUCAGCUCCGCUGCGUUCGGCGGGCUGGGAAACCCCGCCCUCGCACCCAACGCGCUGUUUGGUCACAAGGACAGCCCCACCCCCGGUCCCCAGGAGCCCUGGAACCGGCUCCACCGCACCCCCCCGUCCUUCCCCACGCCCCCGCCCUGGCUCAAACCCGGAGACGCGGAGAGGAGGCCCCCCGGGAACGACCGGAGCAGAGACGCGGAGAAGCGCGACUCCUCCGUCAGCAAGGAGGACAAAGACAGGGACGGCUUUGACAAGCGGCACCAGGGUCACCCGUCCCCGGCCCCGGCCAACUCCCUGAGCUCCCUGGGGCAGAAGCACACGCCCGAGCCGGUCCGAACCCAGCCCCCCAGCGACCCCAAGGACAAGCCCAGGGAGAGGGAGCGGGAGAGGGAGAGGGAGCACCCCGAAUCUCGAAGGGACCUCGAUGACCUCAAGCACAAGGACGGUCACCACGGCGACAAGGACACGCCCAGCCCGCGUCACGACAAGCCCGCCUACCGGGGCGCGACGCCCCCCUACCUGCGGCCCCCGGGCCCGGAGCCCCGCCCCAACGGAAGCCUGGGGGAGAAGCGGGCGGAGCACGAGCCCCCGGACCUCCUGCACAGGAAGGAGGUGAAGGUGAAGGAGGAGCCGGACGGGACGCCCCCCCACCGGCCCCCGGCCGAGCGUCCGCACCCCCGCGCCACGCCCGCGCCCGCCCUGCACCCCCCGCCCCCCUCCUCCAUGCCCCCCCUGCCCGUGGGCCACCCCAUGAACGGGCUGGCCGGGCUGGAGAGGACUCGACUGGUGGCCCCCUACAUGGGCCUGAGUCCCCUGCCGGGGGCCGAGAGGUUCCCCUUCCCCGCCUUCCACUGGGAGCCCGUGAGGGAGCCGCUCAGGGACCCGUACCGGGGGCUGGACGUGCCCCGGCGGGACCCCCUGGCGCGGGAGCUGCUCCUGCGGGACCCCCUGGCGCGGCUGGCGGGGCCCCGGCUGUACGAGGCGGAGCGGGCGUACCGGGAGCGCGAGCCGCACGACGUGCGCGAGGUGCUGGUCCUGGAGCAGCGGCGGCGGGAGCAGGAGCGCGCGCUGGCCGAGGAGCGGGACCGGCUGCUGCGGGGAGACUACGAGCAGGCCCGCCUGCACGCCCUGCACCUCGACCCCCAGCUGCUGGGCCCCGGCUUCCCCAGCAUGCACUUCCCCAGGGCCAGCCCCUCCUCCGUGCACCAGAAUGGCGUCCUGCUCAACAAGGCCCCGCCCACCGCCUCGCUGAGCGCCCCGCCCCCCCUCAUCCCCGCGCUGGGCACGCGGCCCGGGUCGCCCAGACGGACUACUGCGCUCGUGACGGACGUGCGCGAUAAGCCCCCCUCACACGCGCACAAAGACAUCGAGGCGCGGUGAGACCCGCUUUCAGACGGUGCCUGGGCCCGAGACCGCACCCAAGCACUUAUUACCGGCACACGCGUGUAUCAUAGCCAUCACGUAUGUAUGUAUGUACGUGCUAUGUAUAAAGAUGUGAGAGAGCCCAACUGCAAUUGUGUUUUUGUAAAAAAAUAAAAUGUAAAAAAAUUUACAAUUCCAUUUUUAACAUUUUUUUUUUAUUAUUCUUUUUUUUAAAGCAGUUUGAUCUUACGUUUGUGUGCAUUAUCUUAUUUGUACAGAGAGGACUCUGCUGUCGCAGAGAACUUUGGAAGGCGUCCGGAAUGAAUAGUAUCUACGGUCUGUUCAGUAGAUGCGUGCAGUUAAAAUGCACGUCCUCGAAGGUCAAAAAUCGCGGUACAAAUAUGCAAGAGUGUAAUGAAAGCUUUACUGUGUGCAGAUGUACAUAUCCCAGUUAAAUUGCAGUACUACUCAUCGCAACGUACUGUUUGCAUAUUUUAAUCGUCGACGCUUGCUUUUAAUGUGCAACGUUAAUAUUGUUUCACAGAUCACCCCUCCAACUAUGCAAUGACUAUUUCCUGUAAAAAUCCGCUUUUAUCUUCCUCAUAGCAGCCUUUUUGGGGUUUUUCUCAAACUUUUCCUACAAAGCUGUAUUCUCUUCAUAAUUAGGAUAUUAACGCAAUUUUGUUUACCAUUUUUAAGGAAGUCUUCUUUAUGAAACAAAUGUACACAUCUCAUCUUCCCAUGGUGAAAAAUACUUUAAAAUAUAGAAUUUAUUUGCUGGCGACAAUCCUGUUUUUUCUGUAACAUUUAACAAUAAAUGUUAAAGGAAUCUCAAUUUAUAUCGGCUCAGUAUGGAAGGAAAUGUUUCCCACCGAUCUUUCAAAAGUACUGUAACGUUUCACCUUUUGAAGAGAAUACGGCUUGAACACACAGAUGCAGCGUCAGCGUUUCUUCUGAAGGAAUCAAAGGGAACAAACUAUCCUGAGCUGGAAUAUCUACAAAUGUAGAAAUCGUCAAAGCUAUCGAUAAUUUGUUUGUUCCGAGCAGAGAUCUAUUUUAGUAGUGAACUGAAGGUUUAGUUGUGCGCUUCAAACUGUGUGAAACGGAGAUGUUGUGCAGUGUUUUUUAAAGAACACAAAGAGAUGUACACUGGAACCGUAGUGUUAGCGAUGAGUACUGCAAAGAGAUUGGUAUAAACAAACAAAACUUUUUGCCGUUUAUCAUGUGUGUGAAAAAGGUCCUUUCUAGAUCAUGUAAAAAAAAAAAAUGA
Molecule: messenger RNA, 3588 nt
Organism: Conger conger (European conger)
Lineage: Eukaryota; Metazoa; Chordata; Actinopteri; Anguilliformes; Congridae
Product: autism susceptibility gene 2 protein homolog
Exons: 12
Coding region: 63-2336 (757 amino acids)
Source: RefSeq, a predicted model, not a curated record